UGGAAUCGAUUGCUUCGCUAGCUGCAGCUGAUCCAAUAAAUCGACUUAGAAUGAGGAGUCAACUAUUUGUAGUGCUAUUGUUGGUGGCAACCCAAGCUCAAGGGAAACCCAGUGGCAAUGGCCUCGAGACCGACUAUGAUGCUGAGAUGAGCGACUUUAUGGAUGGUCUGCCAGAUUUGGAUGAUACUCCUUCUGGCAUUGGCUCGCGAUCGGAUAUUUCAGCAGAACCAGAGGCGGACGAUAUUCUGGCCCACCUGGAUGAUGAGUACGAAGGCGCCGAGCACUUUGACUGGAACAAAUGCGACAAGGAUCUCAGCGAGUCGCGGGGCAUUGGAAAGUUCCUGGACCUGCCCUUCAUCAAGAAGAUAGCCAGCAACCUGAAUCCGUUCUCCAGCAAGAAACUCCGUAUGCAGUUUUACCUGUUCAAAAGGGAGUUCCCCGAGUGUGGAAGGGAACUGGAUUUCUCGAACGAGCGGAAAUUCAAGAAGGCUGGUUUCAAUGCCUCGCUGCCUACCAGGCUGAUGAUCCACGGAUGGAUGAGCCAGUCGCGGGGCUCCUUCAAUCGGGAUGUCAAGAACGCCUACUUGAAGAAGGGGGAGUACAACGUGAUCGUGGCCGAUUGGAGUGCGAGUUCCGCCAACAUCAACUACUUCUCGGUGGUCAAGCUAAUCGAGACUUUCGGUGCUCAGCUGGCACAGUUCACCAGGAACUUGAAUCGCCAAUUUGGAGCCGAUUUUGAUAGCAUUUACUUCAUUGGUCACUCCCUGGGAGCCCAGAUAGCUGGCUCGGCUGGAAAGCGACUAAGCCCGGACAAGAUAAACACCAUUUUCGCUUUGGAUCCUGCGGGCCCCAAGUUCCGACAUCGCAGCGCCGAAUUCCGCAUCGAUCCAACGGAUGCCAAAUAUGUCGAAUCCAUGCACACGAGUGCCAACUUCGGAUUCCGACGGCCCACGGGCAGUGCCACCUUCUACCCCAACUACGGAGCCUACCAGCGCAGCUGCUACUAUCUGGGUUGCUCGCACAUUCGAUCCUACCAGAUGUUCGCCGAGUCCAUUAAUUCGCCGCUGGGAUUUUGGGGGACUCCUUGCGUCCGGGAGAACGGCAAGUGGCAGUGCGAUCAAAGCAAGCGGCAGUCCAUCAGGAUGGCAGGCGAGCCCUCGGCCCAUAAGGAGGGUAUAUUCUACGUGAAAACCUCCUCGAGCGAUCCCUUCGCCCUCGGCAAGCAGUGAUUCCAGAAAUUAGUCAAAUAGUUUUAUUUAGAAACCUUUGAAAAUGUGAUUCAAGUUUACCAAAAAUAAAUGUAAUUUU
Messenger RNA from Drosophila kikkawai, 1308 nucleotides. Its product is annotated as phospholipase A1. NCBI's taxonomy places the organism in Eukaryota, Metazoa, Arthropoda, Insecta, Diptera, Drosophilidae. The record is from RefSeq and is a predicted model, not a curated record. Gene Ontology annotation, molecular function: lipase activity. Gene Ontology annotation, biological process: lipid catabolic process.